AUGGAGGACGAGGACUUCGGCGAAGAUGUGCUAGUGACGACGCGUGGGGAUGGCGCUAGCAUUAAGGAAGAGGCCAAGACGGAGGAGUCCAGAGCUACGUGGGAAGCUAGUGAGGAUUCCGCAGUUAAAACUGAGAAGAAGGAUGACGAUGAAGACGAGGACGAGGAGCUCUAUGGCGGCGUCUCCAUCAAGCUCAACGCGUCUGCGACGUCACAGGCUGAAGCUGCAGCAGAGGCCGCUGCUGCUGCUGCGAAUAAUCCAUCUGCAUACAAACCCAGUGACAAUCCGGCGGCGGACUCAGAUGACGAUGAGGACGACGAAGACGUGGCCAUCGUGCUGAGCACAGACCACGGCAGCAAACCUACGCUGCGCUUCACAGGUGGUGGCAAUCGCUACGUGCGUGGCAGCUUUGGUGGCACGCAACAUGGAGGUACUGGAGCUCCGGGAGCUGGAGCCAUAACGGGCUCUCAACCUGGAGAUGUGGGCGGGUCCACUGUGGACGGAGUGGACGAUAUGGCGAUGUUUGGGGGACGACGCACAGCAUUUGAUGUGGAUAUUGACCUGCUUGAGGACAGACCUUGGCGCAAACCUGGUGUGGAUAUCUCCGAUUAUUUUAAUUACGGGUUUGAUGAGCACAGCUGGAGAGAAUACGCUGGCCGGCAGCUGCGAUUGAGACGCGAUUUGGCCGUGGAAAAGUCGAGAGAACAAGCGUCCAGACAGGCGGUGAAUGCAGCUAAUCAACAAGCCAUGCGAGAUCGUGAUGCGAAGAUGCAAGGACGAGGGGCAGGCGGGAUGCCACCGCGUGGGUUCCCUGGACCGAUGAAGCAGGAAGGCGGAGACGAGCGGUCAGGAGAGUGGGGCACUGGUGGCAAUGGGAUGCCUCCCAUGGGCGGUGCUCCACCUCGGGGAGGUGGCUUUAUGGGCGGCCCUCCUCCGCGGGGAUGGCAUCCUGGAAUGGGUCCACCGCCGGGCUUUAUGGGGCAGCAGAACUGGAACGGUCCUUCGAUGGGAGGCGCACCGUGGGGCUCGGGGCCCGGUAGAGGCCCACCUUGGAUGGGCGGCAGAGGUCGCGGAGGUGGCCGUGGGGGCUUUGAUGAUCGCGGGCGCAGUGGUAAAGACGACCGUGAUGAUAGACGCGGUGGUCGAUCCAGAGAAGCAAGUCGCGAUCGGUCGAGAUCUCGUGAUCGCUCUCGUCGCGAGGAGUCAAGAGGAAGCGGUCGACGGGAUGGUGGAAAAGACGCUAGCGAGAAGGACCGAGGCCGUGACAGAGACCGAGAUGAUAGACGUGGACGCGAACGUGAUCGAGGCCGUGAACGUGGCCGUGAGGAUAGCCGCGACAGUGGACGUGACCGUGAUCGCGGGCGUCCUCGAGAGCGCGACGGACGCGGAGGAAGUGGAUCAGUAGAGCAGGACAGAGCGAGUGGACGCAACCGGGGAGACCGAGGUGGACGCUCUCGCUCUCGCGACCGUGAUUCUCGCAAGCGAAAGGGGCGAGAUGAAAGCUCUGGCAGCAGCCGAGGUCCCAGCAAGCGGCGGCAUUAGACAGACCAACGCCUCAACAUCCAAGACAAAUAAGGAGUUGCGUUUAAACUU
Molecule: messenger RNA, 1593 nt
Organism: Phytophthora infestans T30-4
Lineage: Eukaryota; Oomycota; Peronosporomycetes; Peronosporales; Peronosporaceae
Product: pre-mRNA polyadenylation factor, putative
Exons: 1
Coding region: 1-1542 (513 amino acids)
Cellular component (GO): mRNA cleavage and polyadenylation specificity factor complex
Molecular function (GO): RNA binding
Source: RefSeq, a predicted model, not a curated record